AUGAACGAUACAGAUCAAGAAAUCACCUGGAAGUGGAAUAAUCCGACUCUAAAUCAAUACAAUACGCUCGAUUUAUAUCUACUCCAUCAACCCACUGAAGGCACUUAUGAAGUCAUUAAAACCUGGCCCGGCCAAGAAAGAACCAAAGGUGUCCUUGUACAACAUAUUGACAAUUCUUGGUACCCAUCUCCAAUCAGCGAUAACUCUCCCAAUGUCUCUUGGAUCAUGUAUUUCUAUAUAGUUGGCGCUGAUUACGAUAUUCAAACAGAUCUUGCAUUAAUACCCACUCAGCAUAACUUUUUUCCUGUACCUCAGAUCUUUACAUUGAUACAAAUUUCUCGUAACACAACUGCAACAACACCAUCAACGACCACGAUGAGUUCCAGUCCAACAUCGGCACCAUCUUCCAUUGCAGCUGCACCAUCUGGGAGUAACAAUAACAACAAAAAACUACCAGGAUGGGCCAUUGCUGUCAUUGUCAUUGCAUCAUUGCUGUUCAUUGCUGCCGUAGCUGCAUUAAUUUGGGCAUACAAGAGGUACAAGAAACGAAGCAACACAAACCGAAGAAGUAUGAUGGCACUUGGUCCCAAUAACGCUGGCGGGGACGAUGAGAAAGUCUUGAUUCUGACACCUACUAAAAAUGAAUCCCAUGUAGCCAUAUCUCAAAACAUUGCUUCUACAGGUACGAGUGGUGGAGCAGCAACUGCUGCUGCCAUGGCUGCUGGUACCGCCGCUGCAACUAAUAGUAAAUCUCGAUCAGGCGAUAUUUCCUCCAUUCAUUCGUCAACACAACAAUUAUGGUCGCCCAGAUCACUGUCUCCACGUCAAGACGAAGCCUCUUUCACAUCAGAAAAGCCGCAAUUGGGCCUCAACAGUGACGCUCAUCAAUCAAGUAGCAUCCUGUCAUCCACAGAUGCGCUCAUGAUUGCAGAUACAUUUAGGCAGUUUAUGAGAAAACCUGAAUGGAAUGAGGAAUUGGAGCUACAAAGACAACAACAAAAAGAAGGAGCAGGAGGAAAUGGCACUGAAGCAGGAGGAGACGCUACUACUGCCACAAAAUCUGAGGAAGAACGCAAAAGAUUAGGGGAUCAAUUGCUUGAACGUCAAUUAAAAAAGGAAGGCACACAGGUGCAAUCCAUUGAUAAAAUCAAUCACUGA
Molecule: messenger RNA, 1158 nt
Organism: Mucor velutinosus
Lineage: Eukaryota; Fungi; Mucoromycota; Mucoromycetes; Mucorales; Mucoraceae
Gene: SOK1
Product: Protein SOSEKI 1
Exons: 4
Coding region: 1-1158 (385 amino acids)
Source: RefSeq, a predicted model, not a curated record